Messenger RNA from Hyalella azteca, 2101 nucleotides. RefSeq lists its product as uncharacterized. The record is from RefSeq and is a predicted model, not a curated record. The transcript has 6 exons. Lineage: Eukaryota; Metazoa; Arthropoda; Malacostraca; Amphipoda; Hyalellidae. The coding region runs from base 164 to 1417 and encodes 417 amino acids.
ACUCUUCCACAGAAACACUAUAUAAACCUAUGGGUAGUGCUACAAUUUUUUCUUUUGAAUUGCUUGCAGUUACAAUUUUAGCUUGGUUAAUGUUUUGAAAUUUUGUUAUCAUAUAAGGGGCUCCAAUUUAAUUUUGACUCAUAAAUAUUAUUGUUCAAAUAUAAUGAAUAUUACUAUGAGUGAAAAAGAAGACUGCAGUGAUGUGAAUCACAAACUCCCCGAUGAUGCAGUUAAGAGAGGCCUGUGGUCUGGGCUGAGCCUCAUGCAGAUACCUUCUGGUGCUUGCAAAGUUGAGUCUGAUGAGGCCAGCAGUUCAUCUCAACUCCCAGAAAUGAUGGCAGGCUACCUAAAGAAGGAGCCUGUAGAUGAGGCAGAGGACAUAACUGUGAAGGAUGAACCUAUUGAUAUUGAUGAAAAUCAGCUGGAUUGUUCACUCAAGCCCAGCAGCAAUGGGUGUGUUGACCAGCAAGCUCCGCCUCCCCCAUCUGGGGUGCUGUGCAAGACGGAAGCUCAAAUUGAGGCUCGAGCUCACCAACCCGCCUCACUCAUCUCCACUGUGCCUAGAAUUGUGCAUUUAUCGAGCUCAAGCAAUGAAGGCACACCAUCCCCGGGGGCGACACCAUCGCACAUACCCAAGGAGACGCAGGGACUGAACUCGUGCCACUGCAACCAAUGCCGGGAAGAAAACUGGACAGUAAUCGAACAAGACUUGAAAACUCUAAAAGCAGCAGUCUCCAUUCUUACGAAGCAAAAUGAAAAAGUUCUAGAACAAAGCACUUUAAAAGCAGCUGUCUCCACUCUUACGAACCAAAAUGAAAACAUCACGAAAGAAAUACGGCUGCUGAGGAAUUUGAUUUGCAACAACAAUACCGAACAUUUACAUAUGGACGAUUCAAAGCUGCCUAAGCUUCCGCUGAAGAGCAUUGACGACAUCAACGCCCUCGAAGAAACCUUGAGCAGUGCAGAGGAGAGAAGUCGUUUGAUACAUCAUCUGUCGCUUGUUGGAGGGUCCAAGUUUACCUCUGUUAUACACAACGCCAUGAAAGCGCUCUUAAGCAAGAACUUGGCCAUGGAGUUCAGUUUAGAAGGCAAGAAGAAACGAGCAUUCAAGGCGUUGAAAGCUCAUAAGUGUAUUGUUGAAGCUGUCAUGAAGUCCCCACACUGCCAGGCUGCAACAGUGUACGACAUCAACAAAGUUAUUAGCUUGAAUUUGACAGGUGCUCGGGACAGAGACGAGGGCAGGAAACGGCGAUACUUUUCUCAGGCACCCAAUUCCUCUGCUGAUCAAUCUCAAGAACACAAGAAGAUCAAACUUCUUGAGAACACAAAAAGUCCAAGCAUCUCAAAAACACAAAAAGUUCAAACAUCUCAGGAACACAAGAAGUUUAAACAUCUCAAAAAUGCAAGAAGUUCAUAAUCAGCAAGUCUAGUUCAAUUGAUAUCGCCUAAUAAUGUUUCCCUACAAGUAUGACACAUUAUUUUCUUUGUGUUAAGACGGAGUAAAAUUGAAAACUAUAAACAAGAGGAAGGAUUUGGCGAUCGACGUUCUUGGCAACAUUUCAAUUCAAUAAUGUCAGGAUGAUCGACAGCAUUUUAUGAUUUCUAAAUUUUCUUGUGUGCCUCACAUGCAAAACAUUAAAUUUCAAUUCUUAUUCCAAAUAGUCCCGUUUUCCAUAUUUCCUCAUUCUAUUCACUACCUCCGCGUUUCCACAAAAUUCAUGAAUUUCUAAAAUUUUUGUGCCAGCUAAGCAAUAGCGCUGAAACCAUAUCUACGCCUCAUCUUACCCAUGCAAGUUAUUGUCUUGUAUAAGUUAUUGAAUACGAAAGUUGCAACAAUAUCCGUUGGAAUUAAAAUAGAAGCUCUCGGCUUAUGUGAAGCAAUAGGACAGUAUGAAGUUUAUUUCUAAUAUUUUUUGCAUUUAAAAGUGCAGAAAUAUUUAUUUUUUAAGGCUAUUUCUCGCUUGGUAAAUGUUAGUGUUUACUUCUUGCUAAUUUAUAAGCUUGCAGGUGCCUUGUAAAGUCACGGUAAAUAUACGGAUAAUAGUCUGUAUUCCUUGCAUGUUAUGAAAUAUUGAUGCCAUAAAUAAACAAAUGCCGUUCA